Heterocephalus glaber (naked mole-rat) is the source of this 1851-nucleotide messenger RNA. It is a transcript of the gene Fbxw9, whose product is annotated as F-box and WD repeat domain containing 9. Gene Ontology annotation, molecular function: protein binding. The record is from RefSeq and is a predicted model, not a curated record. Lineage: Eukaryota; Metazoa; Chordata; Mammalia; Rodentia; Bathyergidae.
GGCCCCGCCGGAAGGGCCCUCGCGCUGCCUAGGAGACGGGACGCGAGGCCUGCGGCUGACUGCGCCGGGCGGGCCGCGCCCACCCGGUCGCCAUGGAGCUUCCUCCAGGGCAGUGCGAAGAUCCCCGCGUCUCUGACGAUGACUCGGGCCCAGAACCGGAGCCCGACCCCGACGCACAGGCCGAAGCCUACGUGGCCCGCGUGUUCGGCCCGCUGAAGCCAGGGCUGGCUCCCCCGCGCGCUUCGGUGCUGUCCACGCCCGCAGCCGCCCCUGGCGCCCUGGAGCCCAGGACUGCGUCCAGGGUCCCGACUGUGGGUCCACCGGGCCUGCUGAGCCUGCCCCCAGAGCUGCUGCUCCAGAUCUGUGCCUACCUGGACGCGGGCCUCGUGCUCCACGUCCUGUCGCGCGUGUGCCACGCACUGCGCGACCUUGUACGCGACCAGGUCACCUGGAGGCUCCGAGCGCAGCGCCGCGUUCGCGCGCCUUACCCAGUGGUGGAAGAGGAGGACUUCGACUGGCCAACUGCCUGCAUUGAGCUGGAGCAGCACUUGGCACACUGGGCUGAAGAUGGGCGCCAAGCUGAAUACUUCUGCCUGGCUGAUGGGCACUUUGCUUCCAUUGACUCAGUGCUGCUGCUUCAGGGUGGGACACUCUGUCUUUCGGGCUCUCGAGAUCGAAACGUCAACCUGUGGGACCUGCGGCAGCUUGGGGCAGAGCCCAGCCGGGUUUUGGUCAAGGCCUUGGGCACCCAGAAGGGCAGUACUCAUAAGGGCUGGGUGUGGUCACUGGCAGCCCAGGAUUACCGAGUGUGCUCUGGCUCUUGGGACAGUACGGUCAAGCUGUGGGACAUGGCAGCUGAUGGGCAGCAGUUCGGUGAGAUAAAGGGCAAGGCGGCUGUGCUGUGCCUCUCCUACCGGCCUGACAUCCUGGUGGCUGGCUCCUAUGACAAGAAGGUGACCAUCUACGACCCCAGAGCGGGCCCAGCUCUGCUGAAGAGCCGGCGGCUGCAUUCGAGUGCGGUGCUGGCACUGCUGGCCGACGACAGACACAUCAUCUCGGGCAGUGAGGACCACACCCUGGUGGUGUUCGACCGCCGCACCAACAGCGUUCUGCAGAGGCUGCAGCUGGACUCCUACCUGCUCUGCAUGUCCUACCAGGAACCCCAGCUUUGGGCCGGUGACAACCAGGGCCUGGUGCACGUCUUUGCCAACCGUGAUGGCUGCUUCCAGCUUGUCCGGUCCUUUGAUGUGGGCCACAAGUCUCAGAUCACGGGCAUCAAACACUCGCUGGGGACCUUGUACACCACGUCCACUGACAAGACCAUCCGGGUGCAUGUACCUACAGACCCACCCAGGACCAUCUGCACUCGCAGCCACCAUAACGUGCUGAAUGGGGUGAGGCCCUGCCCGCGCCCUGUCCUGCCCUUCCAGAGCCCAUCCUGCUGUCUGCUGACUCCUUUGUCCCUGCUGCCCAGAUCUGUGCUGAAGGCAACGUGGUGGUGGCUGCAUCCGGGGGCCUGUCGCUAGAGGUCUGGAGGCUGCAGGCCUGAGCACAUGGAUGCGGAUGUACAUGUUGGUCUAUACUGCCAGCAGGCGGGCUGAGCCUUGGCCUCUGUUCUUGGGGGACCUGACCCCUACUGGUGCUGCCUCUGCCCCUGACCCACAGGCUCAGGACACAUGGAGUGCUGGCCAUGGCUAGGCGGGCCCCUUGGCUGGUCCCUGUGGCUGGGGGAGGUGACAUUGUGGUUCUGAGCCACUUGGGCUGCUCCUCACCCCUGGGCCCCAGUUUGGUUGUGACAUGAAUGCCCCUGUCCCAGCUGAGAGCUCAGGAGAAUAAACCUGAUGCACCACA